AUGGUGGUAAAGAAGAAAACCCCGAAAGUGGAAGCUCUGACCUUGGACAGCGCCGAGUUGGAGCGUUUGAGAAUCUCCCUAUCCGUUGCAGGAGAUGACAGGUCUACACAGUUGGCUCAAACUCUGAAGGACUGUUUGGGAUCCAGUGAUCCAGUUCAUCAGGUCCAGCUCAUCUCUAAGGCGGGGUCCAUGUUUGAGAAGUUGAAAGAAGAGGAGACUCCUUCCGGUCCUUUACUGCUUGCUUGUUUAGACACACUGGCGGUCAUAUAUGUACCCCUGCAAGCUAAGAACCCACUGAAGAGGGCCAUAGCGAGUGCCCUGGGAAAUGUCCCUGAUUGGCUGCAGGAGCAGACCGUGAGCUGUCUGUCUGCACAUCUGUCUGUGACUCUUUCUACUCUGGACUCAGAACAGUACUCCCACGUAACAGAAUGCAUCACGUCCUGUCUGGAUGGCUUCCCCACUGGGGAGAAGUGUGUCCAUAGUUUGCUUACAGAAGUGCUCCAGUUUUUCCAGAGGGCCUUGAGUGAAUACAUCCAGAUGAACAGAGGUCUCGCUGGCUGUCAUGUGGCCCAGGCCCAGCUGAUGCAGUUCAGUCUGACUGUGGUCAAAACCUCGAUGCUGAUGGUGCAGAGAUCUCAGGAACCCAUCAGCAGUGCUUUACGAGCACCUUCCCAUCGCACCAGCCUGCAGCAAGCACUGAGUGGAUUACUGGACUGCUACAUUCACAUACUCACUGAUGAGGAAUUUAUUCAGUCGGUCCAGAGCACAGCUGGGAUGGCUGUGGUACUGCUGAUGAGAACUGUAAUGGGGAACGGAGAUGAUGUAGCUAUCAUGGUGGCAAAUCUUCUGCUGUGUUCAGAAGAGGAGGGUUGCAGCGCCCCCCAGUGGUUAAGAGAGAAUUGUGCAGGGCUGUUCCAGAGUAGCAGACCCUCAGCGGUGGCUCUGUACCUCUGUCACGGUGCUUUGGCAAUGCUCAGCUGGAAAGGCAGGACUCUGAGCCAACAGGGGGAGAAACUGCUGCUUCUCGUACCUAACGUACUGCUGUCCCUGGACACAAGUGUGAAGGAAUCCAGCACAGCGAUGGUCGUGGCCCGGGUUCUGACUUUAUGGAGCGGUGCCGCCGUGGACUGUCUCUGGACUGACCCGCGUCCUCCUCUGCUACGAGACUCUCUUGUCGGGGGUUCCCCUCUCCACUCGCGUCUUCUCGAUCACAUAUACGCCCACUGGGAGCAUCCGCUGGAUGGAGUACGCCACCAGACUCGCACCCUUUUCCGGAACCUUCUCCAUCUCCACCAGCUAUGCGGCGAAGACGAGGCUGAUCCGACCAAAGAUCCAUACAUCAGUAAACUUACCCAGAGCUUGCUGGGAUUGGAGUGGCAUAUGAAAGGAAAGUACGGCUCUUUGGCGUGUCUUGUGGAACAUUUAGGGGCGGAGUACCUUCUGAAACUCGAGGCCAGUUUACCAUCUCGUCUGCUGGGUCUAAUGGGGGAUCAAACCCUGGCGCCCUAUGCCAGCGAGCUCUUGGAGAAGCUGUUUGUCAAUCACAAGGCGCAGCUCUGUGGUUGUCACGGCGACGGGAACGGCUGGACGGACGCCUGGCACCGGACGUGGGUCACCCCGUUGCUGCAGGUGAUGUGCAGAGCUAGGCCGGACCAGACCACUUACAUCCUGGAUUAUUUUCUGCCCAAACUGCUUCGCUGUAACCCCUCCAGUUUGAGCCACAUGGUACAGGCCUUACAGGAGAUGCCGGCUGGCACUGAAGGCCCUCCCGGUGGCAGAGGUGCUGUGGGAGCCCUGAUGACUUGUCUCCGUGCAGCGCGAGCUCAGGGGGUCCUACAGUCUGCACAGGGGGAGAUUUGGGGAGGUCUGGUACCGCUCCCUCUUCUACGACAGGCGCUGGUACACAAGCAUGAUCAGGUGCGCAUGGAUGCACUCGGCCUGGUAUGUGAGAGCCAUCGCAGCACGGAGACCCUGUCUACCCAGGAAAUGGACCUGAUUCGCCACUUCCUGCCUAGCAACAUGAACAGCCAAUCGCCAGGCGUCAGACAGCAGACAGUUAGCCUGCUGAAAAAGCUCCUGUGUCGGAUGAAGGACAGUGCUCAGUUCCUGCAGAAGAGACUGGGUCAGGAGAGAGACCAGCAGCAAAGAGAGACAGACCAAUAUGCACUCAGCACCUACAAGGAGUUCCUGUGCUGGUUUAGUGACACCCUGUUCCACGUGCUUCAUCCCGGAGCUUCUUAUUCCACUUGCCUUACGGCUCUGCAUCUACUGGGACUGGUGGCAGAACUGUUCACUUUUCAAACGGGGCCAGACGGCUUUGCUUUGGGGGAGUCGGUGACUUACGCCCAUGCUCAGGCGGUGCUUUAUUGUCUCGCCAGCAACUUCUUAGAGGUCAAGCAGCUGGCCUCUGCGUUGCUUCAAAAACUACCCCCCCCGGCCGUAGGGAUGCAGGAGCCGGAGCGUCUGCUGUCGCUCCUUCGGGCCGCCCUGGACCUCAGCACCAGCACUAAACCCUUCGACAGUGUCACCGCAGCCCACCUACUCAACCUGCUCCUCCACCAGGGGGCGCUCCAACAGGCCCUGCUCAGCUGUGCUCAGGAGCAGGGCGUGUCCUCCCAGCAGCUCCAAACCUCCGAGGCGGCCUCCGUCCUGGAGAAGAACACCCUGGCAGUGGUCCAGUUCCUGAUGACGUGUUUGAAAAGUGAGGUUAAGAGGGCGGAGUCUUCCCUCCUACAGGCCGCAGCCUCCUACCCGCUGUACGGCCGCGCCCACUGCAUUACAGCUGCUCUCCAGCAGCUCAACACGAGGUCUUUGGUGCUGAUAUCUGAGUGGAGGAGUCUGGUGUCGGAUCUCAUAGCUGUAUGCUAUAGAAUGUCUGAUGUAGUUUCUCCUGUCGUUCAGAGCUCAUCCCCCGAGGGUCUCAUCCCCAUGGAUACCGACUCGGAAACAUCCGCGGGUCUGCAAAGAAUCUUACAGGAGAUCCAGCCUCGAGAUACAAACCACUUCUUCAACACUGCCCGACAACUGGAUCAACACACAGCAGCGCAGAAUGGACCCGAGUGUUUGACAAACAAAGCACCAGUGGACAGCAUGGGUGGGGAAGGUUAUAGAGUCACAGCUCAGAUGGUGCUGGUGUGCUGUUGGAGGAGCAUGAAGGAGGUGUCCAUGCUCCUGGGGGAGUUGUGCCAGAGCAUGCCCCUCCACACACCUAACACACACUCCCACACUGGACUCAUCACUGAGGAGCAGGUGGAAGGAGUGGGGCAGUACUUCAGAGAGCAGCUCCUGCAGUCUCGUCACAGAGGGGCAUUCGAGUUGGCCUAUGUGGGCUUCGUGCGACUUACCGAGAUGCUUUGCAGGAGCGGCAGUGGCACCCUGCAGCAGCUGCCAGCCCGUUGGCUUAAGGAGGUCCUGGAGGAAGUAAAGACCAGUGACCCCUCUUCCAAACUGUGUGCCACACGCCGUAGCGCUGGAAUCCCAUUCUAUAUCCAGGCCCUGUUGUCCUCUGAACCCAAAUCCUCCAGCUGUAGCCUGCUGAAAAUGACUAUGAGAGAGCUGACUGCGCUGGCCAUGCCGGGACAGGACGGAGCGUCAGAGAGCAGCACAGUCCCACAGGUCCACGCCUUGAACAUCCUGAGAGCUUUGUACAGGGACACACGCCUGGGAGAACAAAUCGUGCCUUUCGUCUCUGAGGGAAUGCAAGCUGCAGUCCUGGGCUUCACCUCACCUAUAUGGGCCGUAAGAAAUUCCUCCACCCUCCUCUUCAGCACACUCAUCACAAGGAUAUUCGGCGUGAAGAGAGGAAAGGAUGAACAUUCUAAGAAGAACAGGAUGACGGGCAGGGAGUUUUUCACUCGUUUCCCGGCUCUCUACCCGUUCCUUCUGAGCCAGCUAGAGGAAGCCGCGAGCUCCGUUGACAGUGAUUCCGGGCAGGUGAAGUUGCAUCCCAGUCUCUUUCUGCUCCUGUUGGUUUUGGGUCGUCUCUACCCUUCCCCAAUGGAUGGCUCUUCCUCCCCUUUGGGUCUUGCCCCGUUCAUGCCCUUUAUCAUCAGGUGUGGUCGUUCCGCCGUGUACCGCACCCGAGAGAUGGCCGCCAGAGCUCUGGUUCCAUUUGUGCUGGUGACCCAGGUUCCUUCUACCGUCCAGGCCUUACUGGAGUCCCUGCCCGUGGAGCCCGGGCCUGGAAGCCAACAGAACCACAUUCACGGAACUCUGCUUCAGGUGCUGUUCCUGUUGCGUUCCUACCUGACAGAAACCCACAGAUCCCAGUCAGAUGCAAGAGGGCGGAACUGUGACGUUCCCAGUGCUCUCUGGCCUCGAAUGUGGCUCGCCACCAGACGGAACCCGUGUCUGGUAACCCGCGGCACGUUUCUGGACCUUUUGGGCCUUUUUUGCAGAUCUCUUCCUUGUCCAAUGGGAGACUGUGAACUGAAGAAGCUACGUGAAGAAACCUUGACCAUCCUGCUGGAAUCAGAGCUCUUGGCCCCCAGGGGCCCCAGCGAAGUCUCUCUUUCGGGCCCCGGCUCCACCCAGUACCUCCAGAGCCUGGCGCGGCUAGCGACCAGCGUCUGUUUGGAAUCGCCAGACCUGUGGGGGAAACGGGAGUCUCUUGGACUCUUGAAGGAUCUCCUUAGGUGUCUCCUGCAUUGCCGGCAUUAUGAGGUGCGGCAGCUGGCCCUAGAAGAGCUUCUGAGGAGACUGGAGACAGAGCGGGAUCUGUCUAAAGGGCCCAGCCUUCAACCUUUGCCUUUCGACCUCUGUAUCCCGACCCUAACCAGCCUCGCCUUGCACGAAACUCACCCUCAGUGCCUCACCAAGGUCCUCCAGGUUCUCUCUGUCCUGCCUCUAGUUUCCAUCUUGCCCUGGCAGGACAGGGAGGUGUCUCUGAGCAACGAGGAGGCGCUGGAUAGAGUCAUCACGCUGGCCGAGACCUCCACACACAGUGUGGAGCUGCAUUGCGCUGCCCUCUCUCUGGCCUCUCGACUGGUGGUGCACCUGGCAGAGAUGACGCCCCAGGAGUUGGGCGUGGCUGCAGUGUCUCAUAUGAGUCGCUGGGGGGCGCUAGUGAUGCAGUGCUGCGGCGAAGAGCAGCCCGGAGAAUUCAAACUCGUGGCUGCUGAGGUCCUGGUCAAUGCAAUGCCCACACUAUUAACCAAUCCUGCGCUGCCUCUAGGUGUGUCCGACACACUAGCCCUGUGGCGGAGUCUGUUUACAUUACUACAGGAUGAGGACCAGGAUGUGAGAGACCGAGCGGCUGACUUCAUCGGUCAAGUCCCAACACACCUACUGACCACAGAUGUUGCGAAGGGUGCUGUGUCCCCCCCCGUCGCCCUGGAUCUGGGGGUGGGAAUUCUUUGCCAGCUGUUCCAGGUGUGGGGCCAGGUAGCCGCUGGCACCGUGACUCUGACAGAGUGGUUGCUGGGAGAGGAGCGGGCGGAGACGUGCUCGGAACAGACCGUUGAUCUGGACGAAGAGUUCCUCUUUGAGAAGGGGGAUUUGAAUCUGUGGGCGGAGCCUCUGCAAUGGGCGCGGCUGCUCCACAGGCACCUCUGCGCCCUCUCGCCCGUGUCCCGCGACCCUCCCGUCAGCGUGGCAGAGAUAGACCGGCUGUCAGCCGCGCGAGACGCCAACGCGCGCUCUGCCCGACGGGGAGAAAGCGAUCUCCCUCCGCUGCCUCAGUUCUCCGCCACCAUCGAGCAUGCAAAACUCAAACUGAUAGGUGAUAGGGCAGCUCUCACCCAGACUGUGCUGGACAAGCUAAAAUCAGCCGUGCCAUCUCGCUGAGGCCCGGAUACCGUCAGUAUCAAGAACUCUCUUGAUGAUGUCUGCUGGACUUUCAUCUCCUCCUGGCACAAGGCGAAGACAGAGUCUGAUC
This is a messenger RNA of Chanos chanos (milkfish), 5875 nucleotides long. It is a transcript of the gene thada, whose product is annotated as THADA armadillo repeat containing. The record is from RefSeq and is a predicted model, not a curated record. Lineage: Eukaryota; Metazoa; Chordata; Actinopteri; Gonorynchiformes; Chanidae. Gene Ontology annotation, cellular component: cytosol. The transcript is spliced from 37 exons. Bases 1 to 5784 code for a protein of 1927 amino acids. Gene Ontology annotation, biological process: tRNA methylation.